AUGGCUGCGUUUGCCAGCAGCAAGGCGCAGACUACUCUCGCUAAGCAUGCCAGCCAUCUGAAUGUGGGGAGGCUGCCCCUGAUCGCGCGUCGGCCAUUCACCAGCUGCGGCGACUGCGCGCGCCGCUCCGCUGCUGCUGCCACCCCCGCCGUGCCUGUCCGGGACCCCUCCGGCAGGUUCGAUGGCCUCAGGUGCCGCUCCGCGCCGCAGCACCGCGUCUGCUUCUUCGGCUUCGGCGGCAACGACGAGCCUGAGUAUGAGGACGAGCUUACGGUGGCGAAGCUGCAGGUUGGCAUUUUCGGGAAAGUGGAGGAGCUGAAGCGGGAGCUGGACCGGGUGGCGUCACUCAUGGACACCGAUGACGAGUCGGCCAUGCAGGAGCUCGUCCAGGACCUGGUCAUCCUUUUGAGCCGCAACAUCGAGUACUGCGCCUACGGCUCCAGCGCCAUCUUCCUCACCGACGACUUUGAUGAGGCGGAGCAGAAGUUCAGCCAGGUCGCCAUGAAGGAGCGGUUGGUCUUCAAGAAGGAGACGCUCGCCAACGUCGGCGGCCGCGGCCUGGCCCGGUCGGCGCUCAAGGAGCAGGGCUCCGACGUCGGGCUCGACAAGUGGCUGUGCGUCACCCUGCUGGUGGCCGCCGAGUGCGCCCUGAAGCUUCCCAAGGUGCGGUCCCUGGCCGACCUCAAGGAGUGCCUGACCCUGCUGGGCGGCCUGAGGGUGGACGACGUGGUGGCUGUCGAGCUGCUGUGGACACCCCAGGAGGAGGGCGACGCGUACAGCAAGGACGAGCUUCUCGCUGACUACCCGGCGCUCGCAAACCUCUAG
This is a messenger RNA of Monoraphidium neglectum, 825 nucleotides long. RefSeq lists its product as hypothetical. The record is from RefSeq and is a predicted model, not a curated record. The coding region runs from base 1 to 825 and encodes 274 amino acids. Lineage: Eukaryota; Viridiplantae; Chlorophyta; Chlorophyceae; Sphaeropleales; Selenastraceae. The transcript has 8 exons.